AUGCCGAAUCGGUUGAUUGAUGAGACCAGCCCGUAUCUGUUGCAGCACGCCAACAAUCCGGUGGACUGGUAUCCGUGGGCGAGGAGGCGCUGGAGCGGGGCGGGCAGACGACUAAGCCUAUCCUGCUGA
Geodia barretti is the source of this 129-nucleotide messenger RNA. The record is from the annotation of a GenBank genome assembly. NCBI's taxonomy places the organism in Eukaryota, Metazoa, Porifera, Demospongiae, Tetractinellida, Geodiidae.